GGAUAAACUCCCCCUUGGCAACCGUCCAUUCCCCGCCCCGCCUUAUCCUCCCCUGAUCUCCCGUACAAAAGCGCUAUCCCUCCCGCUCCCGCCCGCCCGCUCAAGCUAUCCACCACCAUAGCCGCCCCGCCGCCACACUCUUCUUGCUCACGGCUUUAGCCUACCGAGCGCAGGAAUGGCGUCGUUCGCCGUGGCAACGAUCCCGUCGCUGGCGGCCCCGGCGGCCAGGAAGAGGUCCGGCGGCGUCACCUACGUGGAGGGCAUGAACGCCUACAGCGGCCUCAAGGGGCUCAACAAGGUCACCAUGCUCGGGCUGCGCAAGACCGCCGACUACUCCUUCGCCAAGAUCGUGGCGUCGCUCAGCCCCGCCGGCAAGACGCGGCGCGGCAGCGCGUUCGGGGCGCAGAUGAACGCCGCGGGGGAGAUCUUCAGGAUCGCCGUCAUCAUGAACGGCCUCGUGCUCGUCGGCGUCGCCGUCGGGUUCGUCCUGCUCCGGGUGGAGGCCGCCGUUGAGGAGUCCGAGUAGGGAUGGAUGCCCGCCCGCCCUGAUAGCAGCCACUCUGGCUGUCGCCUCUUACCUCAUAUAAGCCGUGAUAUAUAAAACGUGAUGUAUGUUUUUGAUUGAUGAAUUUUACUUCGGUAUGUAUCCAUGACAAUUGAUGAAUACCUUGCAAACAUGUUUUCGGAGUCGAGGUCUGCAAUUG
Panicum hallii is the source of this 704-nucleotide messenger RNA. RefSeq lists its product as uncharacterized. Gene Ontology annotation, cellular component: cytochrome b6f complex. The transcript has 2 exons. The record is from RefSeq and is a predicted model, not a curated record. The coding region runs from base 176 to 526 and encodes 116 amino acids. Lineage: Eukaryota; Viridiplantae; Streptophyta; Magnoliopsida; Poales; Poaceae.